Molecule: messenger RNA, 258 nt
Organism: Ambispora gerdemannii
Lineage: Eukaryota; Fungi; Glomeromycota; Glomeromycetes; Archaeosporales; Ambisporaceae
Source: the annotation of a GenBank genome assembly
CAAAUCGUCCAACUAUAAAUAAAGUAAAUCAAGACCUAAAAGCAAUAGUUUGGUCGCCACCGGAAUCUCCUGUUUUCACACCUGAAACUUUAUCUAAAGUAACAUUGGCUUUGAGUUCCGAAGUAUGGUCAUCGAUAGAGCAAUUAUCAGGAAGUUCGAAUUCAUCAUGUGAAGAUUAUUGUGAAGACUCUGAAAAUUUAGCAUCUUAUCAUGAAAUCCUUUCAAUUUCGAAAAAUACGCCUGAAAUUAUUGUUGAUG